Anopheles funestus (African malaria mosquito) is the source of this 2911-nucleotide messenger RNA. It is a transcript of the gene ppk23, whose product is annotated as sodium channel protein Nach. The record is from RefSeq and is a predicted model, not a curated record. The coding region runs from base 634 to 2511 and encodes 625 amino acids. Gene Ontology annotation, biological process: sodium ion transmembrane transport. Gene Ontology annotation, cellular component: membrane. NCBI's taxonomy places the organism in Eukaryota, Metazoa, Arthropoda, Insecta, Diptera, Culicidae. The transcript is spliced from 3 exons. Gene Ontology annotation, molecular function: ligand-gated sodium channel activity.
AGUAGCACAGAAGAACUUAGUAGAAGUGACAUAAUGAGGUCAUAUUGAGGCUAAACCCCCACAAAUUUAACCCAAUUACGAUACCAACAAUGAAACCUAUUCUACACACGUCCACUGACAGAUCAUGGUGACCUACUGUAAGGCUACCUAGACAAGAAAUCGAGCUAUAAAAGUUAAUUAACUAUUCAAACACUGUAAAACGAUGUAAACGAUCUACCAAAGAGAAGAUAUCACUUCACUUCCCAAUAUGUGGAGUCAUUACAUUGAUUGUCCUUAACUCUGUACCAUUUCUCAAUAUAUUUGUUGGAACGUUUCAAUGUGCUUCGAUGAUACACAACCUUUGUGAAGUCUUUUUACUAUAUCAUUAAAGCUACUUUUUCUGCUAUUGUAAUGGCACGAAUUAUUGCGGCAGGUGUAAUAUAUCGAUUAUGCUAGAAGCUUCCAUCACCGUUCUGCCACCUGUCGCGCAACGUUCGUGAGUAAGUUGAUCCGAUAAGCCGAUUGAUAGAUACAAUUAGCCAUCGUCACUAAUGACACACAAUCACGCCAGGGCGUUUUAUACGGAAUCACGUCGCCGAGAGAGAGAUCCUUUGUUCGACGUGCACUCCAGUAUCAGUUCGUACGGCCGAAAGUAUGGAGCAACCGAAGCACAGCAAUCAACCGACGGUACCGGAUCAUGGCCGCCCGCACGGCAAACGGCUCACCAAGACGAUGAAAGCGAUCAAGAAAGGCAAAUCGAAGAUGGCGUCGAACGGCAAGUCGAAAGCAACCUUCAACACGCUGCGCCUGUUUCGGCGCAGUUUCAUAUUUCAAACGAAGGAGUUCUUCGACAACUCGACCCUGCACGGUGUCCGCUACAUUGCCGAGGAGGGCCGCCCAUUCUUCGAGCGGUUCAUGUGGUUUUGCUUCGUUGCGUUCGGCUUCAUCGCGGCGGUGGUGAUCAUCUUCAGCCUGUGGGAAAAGUUUCAAACCAAUCCGACCAUCACCGGGCUCGAUACGGACUUUCACAAUCAGCAGGUCAUCUUUCCGACGGUGUUGGUGUGCCCGACCACACCGUAUGAUGAGGAAGCGGUACGGAAGGAGGCGUACCAGACGCUCGGUGGCUACGAGGAGGGUAGUGAAGUGUACGAACCAUUUCUGAAGCAGCUAACCCAGCUGUCGUACGACAAUAUACGUGAGGUGGCAGCGAUGUUGGCCGAUAUGCCCGGUACGCCGGCCCUGCGGACGUCCAACCUGCGGGAGAUAGUGUUCCGGGUGGCGGUACGCUGUAACGAUACGUUCGCGUCCUGCCGCUACAAGGACGAAGAUAUUGAAUGCUGUGAAAUGUUCAAACCAAUGUACACGGAACAUGGAUUUUGUUAUGCGUUCAAUGCACGCUACACCAACAACAAGCAGGUGGAAAUACUCAACACCGAGGUGUACGUACUGUUCGAGACGGACAAGAAAUGGGCACUAACGUUUGAGCCGCUCCGGGAGAGUAAUAUUUUUGUGCACUCGUACAAUGAAAUAUCCGGCUGGGACUUUCAGCCUCAGGUGAUGUGGGACAUCGACUCGAAGGUGGAGUUCCUUAUCUCGAUGAAGCAAACGUACACGACCGAGGACGCGCAGCAGCUAUCGAUCGGCCAGCGGAAGUGUAUCUUUCCGGAGGAGGAAAAGCUGCAGUACUACCAGGAUGCGUACACAUUUUCCGGCUGCAUGAAGGAGUGUCGCAUUUCGAAAAGUUUAAAGUACUGCAAGUGUGUGCCACCGUUCUAUGCACCGGUACGUUCCAUACAGAUCUGUACGUCUGGUAGCUUCCAGUGUUUGAGCGAGUACACGGAAAACAUUACCAGCAUCUAUAGCUGUCAGGACUGUGAGCUGGGGUGUCUUAACACCGUGUACGAUAUUGAGAAGUACUCGAAGAUCAUGAAAACGGAAGAGGAACAGCAGGAAGCGCAGGUAACGAUCGAAUACCUUACCUGGCCGAUCAUUCGCUACAAGCGCGAGGUACUGUUCGGCUGGGUUGAUCUGCUGGUAUCGUUCGGCGGCAUUGCUGGGCUGUUUCUAGGCUUUAGCUUACUGUCCGGCGUUGAGUUUCUCUACUUCUUCACGAUGCGCGCGUUCUGCAUGCUGUACAAAAACCGCGACGAGCUGGAAGCGAUCGAGAAGGAGCAGCUCAUCAAAUCGAUGAGUCGCCACGAGUUGGGCCUUAAACCGAUCGCGCCACCGUCGACACCGACCAUUCCGGUAUACGACACGAUGGACGUACCACCGUCCGCCGACAAGCAGCAGGUAUUUGUGAAGCUUAUCACCAACGAUUACAAAGCGGCCCAGCAGUAUCUCGCCACGGACGCAUCCUACCCGGGCCUAAACCGGCACAGGCUCAAUCAGCUGCAGGGUCAAAGCCAACGGAAGCAAAACAUGUUUCAGCUGGGCCACGCUAACUACACCAACCACACCAAGUACGCGGAGAAAAAGGCAAUUCCUUACAACGACAGUAGCAACUACAUUUACGAUGGAUAUUUACCAUAAACCGUUUUUUUUUGGCUGGUUCUUUCAUAGAACGGAGAGAAAAAAAACGUGCAAAGCUUCUAUUUUUUCUAUACUGUGUUUUUUUUGCUUUGUUUUUUUUUUAAUAAUUCAUUCACAUGUUUUGUAUUUCCCCGUGUCUAUCGUACAUUGCUACUUAAAGAAAUAAAAACACCUCAUAAAUAAAUUGAAAUCAUAGCGCGCGCCCCCGCCCGGGUCUCUCGUCGUGUUGCGUGUGGUUUCGUCACGAAGUUGAUAUACCAUUCAUCAGGACUUUUAUUAGGACUUUUAUCUACUUCGUUUCAUUCCUUUUCCUUUCUCUGUUCCUUCUUUACUGAAGUUUUGUGCGUUCAUUUGUUAUUUUUGUUUUUUUGUUUGCACUGCUUAAAAAAAUGAAAAUAAA